Molecule: messenger RNA, 2215 nt
Organism: Clarias gariepinus (North African catfish)
Lineage: Eukaryota; Metazoa; Chordata; Actinopteri; Siluriformes; Clariidae
Product: BOLA class I histocompatibility antigen, alpha chain BL3-7-like
Exons: 7
Coding region: 249-1376 (375 amino acids)
Biological process (GO): immune response
Cellular component (GO): external side of plasma membrane
Source: RefSeq, a predicted model, not a curated record
AAGCGGCACCAGAUGUGUCUCGUUGCGGAUAAACACUGAAAUCAUGAUUCGUGACAGAUAAAAGAUGGAAAAAAAUGCCUGAGAUGUUUGUUUCUUAAAGCUGAAGAGAAAUCACAGAAGAUGAAUAAGUGUUCGGUAGUUUCUAUAUUAUUUUCGCAAAAAAAAACACAAUUAUUGUGAUCCACAUUGAAUCUUUUCCUCAAGAGCUCAGUCGUUUGUUUCUUUGUGUGUGAAGUCUACGGGGUGAGAUGGACGCUGAUGACAACGCCGUACUAAAACUUCUGCUUUUAAUCUCAUGUGUUCAUCCUUCAUCAGCAGACACACACACUCUGCAGUACCUCUACACUACAGUCACACCUGGACUUACUGAUUUCCCAGAGUUCACUGCUGUGGGUCUGCUGGACGGAGAGCAGUUUAUGUCCUACAGCAGCAACAACAGGAGUCUGAUCAUAAAGGACUCGAUAAAGAAGACUAACAGUGAGACCUACUGGAGAAGAGAGACACAGGACAUGUGGGGCAAUCAGCACAUCUUUACCAACACAUUCACAACGGCAAUGAAGAAGUUUCAUCAUAGUAACGGAGUUCACACACUACAGAGGAUGUUCGGCUGUGAGCGUGAUGAUGAUGAUGAUGUCACCACAGGAGGAUACGAUCAGUACGGUUAUGAUGGAGAAGAUUUCAUCAGUCUGAAUCUGACAACUGGAACCUGGACUGCAGUUAAACCUCAAGCUGUAACAAUCAAACACACCUGGGAGUCUAAAGGUUCUAAUAAACACUGGAAGAACUUCCUGGAGCGUGAGUGUAUCGAUCUGUUAAAGACCUACACGUCUAACAGCAGAGACACUCUGAACAGAAAAGUUCGUCCCGAGGUCUCAGUGUUCCAGAAACGCUCUCCUUCUCCAGAGGUGGUGUGUCACGCUACAGGUUUCUUCCCCAAACCACUAAACAUCACCUGGCAGAAGGACGGAGAGGACGAGCAUGAGGGCGUGGAGCUCAGAGAGACGUUACCCAACCAGGAUGGAAGCUUCCAGAAGAGAAUCAUUCUGAAAGUCUCAAGAAUGAAGCUGUGGAUACACAACUACACCUGCGUGGUUCAGCACAGCAGCUUGGAGAAGGAGUUAGUGCGAGAAGUACCAAAAGGUGGAGGAUCAGGUGGAAGAUCAGAUGGAGCACUGAUUGCUAUCAUCACUGCUGUAGUCGCAGCUCUCCUCGCUGUUGUCGUUGGAAUUGUGGUCUGGAAGAAGAAGAACUCUGCUCAUGAAGGAGAUUCUUCCUUCAACAACUCUAAGACUGUGUCUGUGUAUCGUCCUGCUGAACUGAGAGAGAGACACGAGGAGGGCGAGAUGAGGACAGAGUUUACAGAGGACCACACAUGAGAGACAACAGUAUUAAAGUUUCUGUUUUAAUUCUUAAAACAAUGACCAAAGACAUUAGAUGCUUGGAUGACUGUGAAACUGACUUGUUGCACUGCUGUUGAUACAGACUGUACAGAUCUAACUGAGCUGCUCACAAAAACAAGGUCACUGACUGUACAUCGCCUGGUUAGAACCGUUUUAAACAAUUCCUUACAGAAUUUGGUGUGUAAGAGAAUAUCAAGCCAUGUACUGUGAAAUUAUAUUUUGUGAUAUUGUAUAGAUUUCCAGAAAGGUCCGUUUUUAAUUCAAAGUUUAUAUGUAAAGAUUUGUAGCUGGCAGUUUGUUUUUUGUUGUGUGUCUUUAUUUUUCAUGUUUUGUGUUAACAAGAAGAUUUUUUUAUCCGCUUUAGUCGUUUGACUCGUCUAUUCCAAAGUCACAAUGUAAGUAGCACGAGUCUGCACAACUUUUAUAUGAGCCUUAUCAAAGCUAGCUGACUAGUAACAUCACCACUGAUAGCUGACGCUAGAACAGUUGGACUGAGCUGAGGUUUUUCACUCAUUUUGUCUCAUUCGAUAAAAAUGCACUAUGGAGAUGGACGAGAGCCGUACUGUUUACAUAAAGUGCUAAAAUUAAAUACUUCGGGAACAGACCAACAACUUAUUCACACACCGAUCUCAUGUAACACAGCAGCAAAUGGCUAACGCUAAAAGGCUAACAUUCACACUGCCAAAUUCUAAUUGGCAUUGUAACAUGACUGUAAUAAAUGAAAAUCUCCUACUGUUCUUAUUGCCUCAGAAAAAUGUUAUACUGUGAUCACCUUGUUUACCUGUUCAUUAGAUCAAGAUGUGGAAGAAUUUAAA